CAGGAGCGCCUGACUGCCGGCCCCGCAUCAGCAGCGUCUCGGCAGCAUCCUGGGAAUCGCAGGCGAUCACAUGAGCCUGGAUUUCCAGCUCUGUUCAUUAGUCAGCCAUUUUGGUCGCCACCCUGCUCCCUGCGCACAGCCAAUCCCGGCGGCACUCGCUGCCGGGCUGCGCCGGGAGACGGGAGCAGCGCUCGCCGCUCGGCCACCGGGACACUGCCUCUCCGCUCGUCCUUUGUUUUUUUUUCUGGGGUCAUCACCAGAGGAAGACACUGUUUUUUGAUUCUGCUGCCUCUUUAUUUUUUUUCUUUUUAUUUUUUACUUGUAUUUCCCUGCUGCCUCUGGUGGAGAAGCCAGGUUUUUGUGGAUGCUGAGGAUCAAUAGCCUCUAGCAAUAGCUGGAGACGACGGCAGUCGGUGGAAAGGAGGGAGGCAGAGCUAAGCGGGAAGGAGCAGCGUUUUUACCUUGCUUGAUCUAUGAAAAGGCCAGAGCAGCCUCUGUGAUCCUGAGCAAUCUGUCCUUUAAUCGCAAGGUAUUUCUGAUUUUCUUCUUCAGAAAGGUUUUGUUUUUAGUCCUUAUUUUGCCCCCGUUGUUGUUGUACCAGCUGAGUCAUCAUGUCUGCUCUGACGCCUCAAAGCGACAUGCCAACCCCCACCACAGACAAGAUCACUCAGGCUGCCAUGGAGACCAUCUAUCUUUGCAAAUUCCGCGUGUCCAUGGAUGGAGAGUGGCUGUGCUUGCGCGAGCUGGAUGACAUCUCGCUGACACCCGACCCCGAGCCUACCCACGAAGACUCUUGGGAGGAUUUGACAGAUGUGGUGGAGCAAUUGCGCGAUGAUUCCGAAGACCCCAAUUACCUCAUGGCCAACGAGCGCAUGAACCUGAUGAACAUGGCCAAGCUGAGCAUCAAGGGGCUGAUCGAGUCCGCACUGAACCUGGGCCGCACGCUGGACUCGGACUACGCCCCCCUGCAGCAGUUCUUCGUGGUCAUGGAGCACUGCCUCAAGCACGGCCUCAAAGCCAAAAAGACUUUUCUUGGGCAAAAUAAGUCAUUUUGGGGACCUCUAGAAUUAGUAGAAAAACUUGUUCCUGAGGCUGCAGAGAUUACAGCAAGUGUUAAGGAUCUUCCAGGGCUCAAGACACCUGUGGGCAGAGGAAGAGCUUGGCUUCGCCUGGCUCUGAUGCAGAAGAAACUUUCAGAGUACAUGAAAGCUUUGAUUAACAGAAAGGAUCUUCUCAGUGAAUUUUAUGAGCCCAAUGCACUGAUGAUGGAGGAGGAAGGUGCAAUCAUUGCUGGCCUCCUCGUAGGGCUGAAUGUCAUCGAUGCCAACUUCUGCAUGAAGGGAGAGGACCUGGACUCCCAGGUCGGAGUUAUUGAUUUCUCCAUGUAUUUGAAAGAUGGGAACAGCACAAAAGGCAGCGAAGGAGAUGGUCAGAUAACUGCUAUUUUGGACCAGAAGAACUAUGUUGAAGAGCUCAACAGACAUCUAAGUGCUACAGUAAACAACCUGCAGGCCAAGGUGGAUGCCUUGGAGAAAUCCAACACAAAGCUGACAGAGGAGCUUGCAGUUGCCAACAACAGGAUCAUUACACUGCAGGAAGAGAUGGAGCGGGUUAAGGAGGAAAGCUCCUACAUCCUGGAGUCCAGCCGGAAGGCCACCAAGGACAGAAGUGCUGACGGGCAGGCACUGACUGAGGCACGGAAGCAGCUCAAGGAGGAGACUCAGCUGCGCCUGGAUGUGGAGAAGGAGCUGGAGGCACAGAUCGGGAUGCGGCAGGAGAUGGAGCUGGCCAUGAAGAUGCUGGAGAAGGAUGUCUGUGAAAAGCAGGAUGCGCUGGUGGCACUCAGGCAGCAGCUGGACGAUCUCAGGGCUCUAAAGCAUGAACUGUCUUUCAAGCUGCAGAGUUCAGACAUGGGAGUGAAACAGAAGAGUGAAUUAAACAGCCGCUUGGAAGAAAAAACAAAUCAGAUGGCUGCCACCAUCAAACAGCUGGAACAAAGAUUGCGACAGGCGGAGAAGGAGCGGCAGCAGGCCCUGCAGGACAACCGGCUCUUCAAGCAGGAGUUUGGGGACAAAAUCAACAGCCUCCAGCUGGAAGUGGAAGAGCUCUCCAGGCAGCGGAGCCACCUAGAACUGGAGCUAAGGCGGGAAAGAGACAGAUGGUCUCAGAGUCACCAGCGCAGCCAAGAAAGCAAAAAAGGCCCAAAGAAUUGGCUCAGACAGGAUGGGAAGCUCAAAGUCCAGGAAGAAAAUGCUAAACUGAAGCAGCCGCUGAGAGAGAACAGUGUCCUGCCACACAGGUCACCCAGUGGCACACAGGAAGAGCAGGAGCAGCUGUCGGGGCCUGGACACGCCGAGAUCUGCCAGCUCUGCCAGGAGGAGGGCAGCCAGAGCCAAAGAAAGGCAAGUCCUGGGCUUGACCUGCCAUCUCCCACACCCAGUGACUAACAUCUGCAAGAACUGUGGGGGCACCUUCUGUGAAGCCUGCUCAGUGCACGAGCUGCCCCUUCCGUCCAGCAUCAAUCCUGAGCGUGUCUGCAACCCCUGCCACCAGCGACUCAUCCAGCAGUAUUCCAGCAGCCCCUUGUAGGGAACAGGUGGCACAGAGGUGACAAACAGCGGCUGUGCCUGAUGGUGUUUCUGGAGCUGCUCAGGGGGAAUGUGAAGACCUUUGCCCAUGUGCUUUGGAGGUCGGAUGGGAAGCAGCUUCUUGGUGUUUAGAAUCUCCUGUUACUAAAACAGCAAUCUGAGCCCUUAAAUCAGCCUGUGCUGUGGAGAAUUCCAUUGGGAAUGUCACACGGGGCAGCCCCAAGGUAUGCCUGAGCAGUCUCAGGACUCUGGGAGCCCCUGCCCAAACCAGAGCUGUUGUCUGCAUGCAAAAGUCGGGAGUGUUCUCACCCUCACGUGUGUGGUGUGGGUGUCUGCUGCUGCUGAGCAAAGGCUCCCCAAAACCCAACAGGAGUGGGUAUUCCUCACAUCUGGCUGCACUUGAAAUCCCGUUUUUUCCUUUCCCGUUUGCCCUGGACAGGCUGGCUCAUCCUGGGAACCCUGGGUGACGAGCAGGGCAGGUGGGCAACCAAUGAACGCGUCCUCCCUGCCUUUCCUUGGCUCAGGGCUCUGACCAGGGGCUUAGUCUGCAUAGGGACACCCCAAACCAAGCUGUGAAUGUUCUGUUCCCCCUCUGGGCUUUAGGGGCUGGGCCCAAUCCCCAUCACACAGAGGUUUAGGGCCACUUGGAUCCACCUCUCUGCCUUGCGCACAUGGAAAUACUGUUACAAUAAACUUGGCAUUUCACUUUCUGUUGGAUCAAAACCAAGUGGGGACAGUUUUCACCUGUUGGAAUUUUUAAUUGCACAUACAGUUCAGAGAGGUUUUGUGGUUUGUGCCACAUCAUUCUUUGUUACUUUGUUCCCUCAAGGGAUUUUGCUAGUCCAAAAAGCGGUGGUGGCUUUCUGGUGUCACAGGAGUGUUUACUCCUUUUCCUACUGGCACCUCCUGCAGUCCCUGAGACCACAGAAUGUCCUGUAGCUCAUAGAAAAGACAUGCAUUGCAGUGGUUAAUUCCUUACUAAUGACUAAUUCCUUAGUCAUUAGAUUGGCUGGAACCACAUUAAAAAGCCUCUUGGAGCCAAGGUACUGACAUGGUUGGUACUGUUUUCUACCAGGAAACAUCUCUCCUCCAUCUUUUUAGCACUUGGCAUGUUCAGCCACCCGACUUCCACUCUUCUGCCCCCCACGGCAGCUUCCUGACCCAUUUCCUUGCUGAUAUCCCCUAAAGUAUGGCAGGAGUUCUAAACAGUGCCGAAAUACCAAAAGCCUGGAAUUCAAGUGAAUUCCUGGGUUCUCAGAAGGGGUGAGACACAGGUAGUGGAUGGAGAAAACACUGAAUUUAGUGUCAAUACUUUUGAGUACUUACUGUACUCAUCCAGCAGUGUGAACUCCUGCACCCAACCCCAGUGUGACUCAGAGGACAAAAUAAGACCCAGGCAAUGCAGAGGAAGCAUUAAACUGGAAAUAGAGGGUUAAACUCCAUGAAGCAGGGAGGUGGCUGAGCCCCUCCAGCACUGGUGGCUGCCAUAGGCCUGGCCUUCUGGAAGGUGGGAGCAGGACUCUGCUGGCUGCCAGCUCCCUUUGUGCUCAGGUAUUCUGUGUGAUGGCAGGGUGGGCUCAUACCUGGACCUCGGGAAUGAGGGGGGGACAGGUUUUCUGAUGUUAAUUUUGUUCUGCACAAAAAAAAAAAAAAAACCAAAAACACCUUGAUCAUUCA
Molecule: messenger RNA, 4265 nt
Organism: Melospiza melodia melodia
Lineage: Eukaryota; Metazoa; Chordata; Aves; Passeriformes; Passerellidae
Gene: RUFY3
Product: RUN and FYVE domain containing 3
Exons: 19
Coding region: 612-2447 (611 amino acids)
Biological process (GO): regulation of axonogenesis
Cellular component (GO): cytoplasm; axon; neuronal cell body
Molecular function (GO): metal ion binding
Source: RefSeq, a predicted model, not a curated record